CACGUGACCCGGGAGUCUCCCCGGGCGGCGCUUCCGGCCCAUCCCGCUCCGCCGGCGGCUCCCGGGAAUCCCGGGAAUCUCGGGGGCCCGGGGCUCCUGCGGCUCCCGCGGCGCCCGGACCCUCCCCGAGCCAGCACCGCCGAGGGUCUGCCCGCGACGCCGCCCCGACAGCCCCGGCCCGGCCCUGCGGGGCCCUGUGCGGGGCCCUCCCGCUGCCGGCCCUCAGGAGCCGCCGCCGCCACCGCGGGUGAUGCCCCCGCCCGCCCGGGCGGCACCGCACACGGCCUGCCCGGCUUUCCCGGCCGGUGCUCCCGAGGCUGCGCCCCGUUGUCCCGGUGAAUUUCCCCGGUGAGUUAUUUUCCCGGUGGGUUUUCCCGGUGAGUUUUCCCGGUGAGUUUUCCCGGUGAGUCCCCCCCGCCCCACAAGCAUGGAGUUCGCCGAGCUGAUCAAGACGCCGCGGGCGGAUAACGUGGUGCUGCACCGCCCGUUCCACGCGGCCGUGGAGGGCACGCUGUGCCUGACCGGCCACCACCUGAUCUUCUCGUCGCGGCGGCAGGACAACGCCGAGGAGCUGUGGCUGCUGCACUCCAACAUCGACUCCAUCGACAAAAGGUUCGUGGGCUCCUUGGGCACCAUUGUCAUAAAAUGCAAGGACCUGAGGAUUAUCCAGCUGGACAUCCCAGGGAUGGAGGAAUGUCUGAACAUUGCCAGCUCCAUCGAGGCUCUUUCCACCCUGGACUCAAUCACCCUCAUGUAUCCCUUCUUCUACCGGCCCAUGUUCGAGGUGGUGGAGGAUGGAUGGUCCUCCUUUCUGCUGGAACAGGAGUUUGAGCUCCUCAGCUCAGUGACCAAUGAAUGGCGUCUCAGCUGUGUGAACAAGGAAUUCUCUGUGUGUCCCUCCUACCCUCCAGUUGUCAUUGUCCCCAAAUGCAUCGAUGACGAAGCGCUCCGCAAAGUCGCCCUGUUCCGCCACGGCGGCCGCUUCCCAGUGCUGAGCUACUACCACAAGAAAAAUGGGAUGGUGAUGAUGAGGAGCAGCCAGCCCCUGACAGGCACCAACGGGCGGCGCUGCAAGGAGGACGAGAAGCUGAUCAACGCCACGCUGCGCUCCGGCCGCCGCGGCUUCGUCAUCGACACCCGGCCCUUGAAUGUUGCCCAGCAGGCCAGGGCCAAGGGAGGGGGCUUUGAGCAAGAAGUGCACUACCCCCAGUGGAGGAGGAUUCACAAAUACAUCGAGAGGUUUCAUAUCCUGCAGGAGAGCUUCAUCAAGCUGGUGGAGGCUUGCAAUGACCAGUCACACAACAUGGACCGCUGGCUCAGUAAACUGGAAGCUUCCAACUGGCUCACUCACAUCAAGGAGCUGCUGACUGCAGCUUGUCUGGCUGCUCAGUGCAUUGACAGGGAAUGUGCUUCAGUGUUAGUCCAUGGCAGUGAAGGAACUGACUCCACACUCCAGGUCACUUCCCUGGCACAGAUCAUCCUGGAUCCAAGGUGCAGGACCAUCCGUGGCUUCGAGGCUCUUAUAGUGAGGGAGUGGCUGCAGGCUGGCCACCCUUUCCAGCAGCGCUGUGCCCAGUCAGCCUAUUCCAACAGCAAACAGAAGUGGGAGGCCCCGGUGUUCCUGCUCUUUUUGGAAUGUGUGUGGCAGAUCCAUCGGCAGUUCCCCUGCUCCUUCGAGUUCAACGAGCACUUCCUCAUCCUGCUCUUUGAGCAUGCCUACGCUUCCCAGUUUGGGACUUUCCUGGGGAACAAUGAAAAUGAAAGGGCUAAACUGAAGCUGCCUCAGAAGACCAUGUCCCUCUGGUCCUGGGUGAACAGGUCUGAUGAGCUGAGCAGGUUCCAGAACCCUCUUUAUGAGGCCAACAGCCUUGUCAUCUGGCCUUCCGUGGCACCACAGAGCCUGCAGCUCUGGGAAGGUGUCUUCCUCCGGUGGAACAGACCUUCCAGAUUCCUGGAGGAAGCCGAGAAGGAAAGGGUCAACAUUAUCAAGUACAACAAGGUGCUGCAGGCCAAGGUGAACGCGCUGAGGCGGCAGCUGAUGCAGAUGGCGACGGAUGUGCAGCUGCCGGAGGAGGAGCCCUGAGCUGGGCUUUGCUUUCCCCUUUACAUGGAGGAGGAAACAUGGAAAGUGCAUGUUCUGCUGAGCCCUUGGGUGCAGCUGACCCUCCCACUGCUGAACCCCUCACUCCAUCAACCUCCCUGCUUUUUGGGGAGGGGUUUUUGUUUUGUUUACAGAAGACACAGCUGGGCACAGUGUCCCCUCUUGGCAGCUGUUCUGUCUCAGAAUUGGGUACAGUGUCAGCAGAAGCUGGAACUCUUUACCUCCAACUGUGUGGAUGAUCAGGAUGGGCCAAGAGACAGGAUGUCUCCACUUUAUUUUAGACUUUUUCUGGUUUUGUUGAACACUCACAGGAUUGAAAUACACGGUUCUGUAUAGAUAGGUAAAGGCAUUUUGUCUGGAAGCACCUUUUCUCUCCAAGAGUAGGUAAGGCAGCUUAGUGCUUUAAUUUCCUAGGAAAUCUAGAAGUUGUUAAAAUCAAAUUACACCUUCUGCCAGUCUACACAAUACUCUCAGUAGCCUUCACAUCUCACACUUGGGUUUCUGUGUUCAGCAUUGGCUCAGGAGCAGGAAGUUAAAUACCAAACCAGAGCAAGACAUUUCAGUGCAAUACAGAAUUGAAGGAGGGAUUCUGCUGCUAAUGUUUAAGCCAUGACCUUCAGGUGGAAUUGUCCCUCGUGGACAAUGAUCUCCUAAGGAAGAACAAACUUUUUUUUUUAUUCUACCUGGAAAACAAAAAGGUUUAGUAGUUGGUGGGGGUGUCCACUUGCAGAACAGGGCUCAGAGCUGUCCUUUAAACCACAGCCAAGCUGCCUUCUUGGAAAUUCCAACCCCCCUGGCUGGGUUUGGACACCUGGCCAGGUUCACAGCAUUGCUGGGGUGCAAGAGCAACACUUCAUUUACAACUCAACAGAACACUUCUGUUGCACCUGAUAUGCUUUUCCUUCUUGUGCUCUUAUGCCCAUCUUGUGAAACCUCAAAAGCAGAAGCUGGAAGUUCAGGUGACCUCACAGAUCUGCUGCAGAUAAAGGGGCCAUCACACUACAAAAAAAUACUAAGAGUUUAGAUGAUUUGUAGCUGCUAAAACUGCUUAAAGACUUUAGGAAUAAGCUUUUUCCCAUUUAACUUUGUCUUUUGUAGCUGCUCUUUCCAUUUCCGUGGCUUCAAUCUGCUUUUUAUAAAAUCAGAGUUCUCUUGUGAUUUUUUUUUCCUCCUUUAAAAAGACAGGUAGGGGUAGGUCUGAAAUACUCCCUGAGGCAUUUUUUCAGCUUGAUUCCAUGGGUAGCUGCACAGGACUGGGAAGAGUUGAAUUAACAGCAGCACAUGUGACUGGGAUUAUCCAGAAAAGAGCUUCCUGUUAGCCUGGUUCUGCUGGAAUGAACAGAGCUGCAGUAGGUCAGUGGUGGGAUGCCUCUGGAAACUGCUGAGCUUCCAAGUUUAUGGAAUGAAGCUGCCUUUAUUUAAAAGCCACUUCACAUAGAUAUAUGUGAAAAUGCAGGAUCUGUAAUUGUAGAAGUAGCUGGGCAGGAACCUGCAAAAAUCAUGUAGCCACUAAAUACAGUCUAAGAAAUUCUAUAACCAAGGAAAUUAUAUAAAAUUAUGUGAUAAUGGUCAAGUGCUACCUUAAUGCCUUUUGUUCAGUCCUUAUUUCCUUAAUUAUUUCCUUCUUGCCUAGGCUAAACGUAGCCCUGAAAUCCUCUGGCUUAAAAAAUAACACGAUCCCUUUUAAAACAUUGCUCACUUAAGGCAGAGGAGUGAUUUCCCCUGCUUGCAAUGCCAAUUUCUUUUUAGAUUUGGAGCUUUGUUCCCUAAAUCCAGCCUGACACGGGGAACGCUGCUCAGGGUGGCUGGGGAUCUGUUCUACAUGACAGGGGAGGCAGAAUUGGGCUGUCCCCUCCUCCAAACCUGGUGAUUCCUCUGGGUAUGUUGCUCACAUAAGCCCUUAAAAUGAUUGUACACCCGUUGAAAUGAUGUCUUUGGGAUCUGCACCUGCCUGGGUGGUGUUCCCGACCCCAUUCACAAUUUCUCCAUCUGAAAUCCAUUAUCCCCAGCCAGAUGGGAAGGAUUCAGAAGGCACUAUUUUCCCUGUAAUAGACUAUACAUAAAACACUCCUAAAGGUUAUGCAAUUCCCUAACACAGUAAUUAUAGAUUGAGCUAAAUAAUAGAGAAGCAGAGAGGGUUUUUUUGGAUCUAAUUGCCUGGCUGCUCCAGCCUCUCCUGCAAACUGCAGGCAUCCGAGGAAAUUGGGAAACCAGCUGUGACAGCCAACAAAAGGCAGCACAUUCCCUCUGAGCUGGCAUCAAUUUCAGCCUCCACUUGUGCUGAAAGCACACCCAAGCACUGUGUGUGCCUUGGGAACGUGGAUCCUGGGAAUGUGCCUGGGAAUGAAUCCUUGGGGCAGUGCUGGUGUCCUUCUGAGCAGCACCUUGUCCCUGCCUUGUCUGGGAGGGCUGUAGGAGAUGCAGUGGGGCCAAGAUGUGUGGUGGUGCAGGUUCUCCUGGGACAGGACACUUCCCAGAGCUGUCCUGCCACGCUGCUGCCACAUUCCCUUUGAGCUUUUCCCUUCCAGUGCCUCCCAGGCUCCGGAUUCACAGCAGCUCUCUCCCAUUCUCUGCUUUGCUGCUUGCCUCCCCUAUCAAAUCACAUAUUUAAUACCAGAGAUGGGUUUCCUCCCUCAGAGGGGGAUCCCUGCCCCGUGUCCCCCCAGUUUGCAGAUUCCCAGUGAAUUCCUGAGCUGGGGCAGUGCCCAGCUCUGGCUCCUCCCUGUGCCACUGCCUUACGCCCUCGCUGCCACCGCGCUCCUGCUCUUUUGCACACUCUCUUUGUGUAACAAGCUGGACACGGAAAGCCCCAUCUCCAAAUUUUGGGGAUCAGUUCACAAAAUUUGGGGAGCACACUCUGCCAUUUACCAAAAAAGAAGGGAAAAGGAACUAACUUGCACAGUUUUCAUAAGGGAAAUCUGAAAUACGUACCUUCAAUAUUUUGAUUGUAUCGAUUAAGUCUUGAAUGUGGCGCUGGUUUUGACGUGCACUAUUGUCCCUGUUGCAUAGGAUCUAAUUUAAAAUUGCACUGUACAGCAUUUUUGGUGUCUCAUGUGUGCUUUGCUAAAGCCUUGGGCAGUGCUGUGGUUAUGUGGGGGGUGAGGUUUCUCCCAGCACUGCCUGUGUAUUGUCACAGCUGCACUGUGUGACGUGAGCUGUGUCUGUUCACUACUGCCUGUUCAAGUGAUGAGUGCACUGCUGGCCCAGCAUCUGGAACUGCUAUUUGGACUUGGCUGCUGCAUCAGUCUUGAUUUUUUUUUUAUUUUUAUUUUUUCUUGUACAAUUUGAAAUGCCAGGGCUGGGAGUUGUGUGCGGGUGUUAGGUAUUUGCUGUCUGUGUACAGAAUCCCAGCUGCUGCAGCGUGGAAUUUAUUGCAACAACGACAAAGUAACAAAUCUGAGGAAAAAGAAGAUAAUGGCUCAAGGUUCAGCCAUUUGGGGGGAACAAAACAGAUACAAAGUGGCUGUAAACUUUGCUGUAGAUACGUUGAGAGCAUAGUAGAUGUGUCUGUUUAAAUUAAAACCCUAAAGACUAAAAAAUUCUUUAAUUACA
Molecule: messenger RNA, 5653 nt
Organism: Passer domesticus (house sparrow)
Lineage: Eukaryota; Metazoa; Chordata; Aves; Passeriformes; Passeridae
Gene: MTMR9
Product: myotubularin related protein 9
Exons: 10
Coding region: 428-2083 (551 amino acids)
Biological process (GO): phosphatidylinositol dephosphorylation; negative regulation of autophagy
Cellular component (GO): membrane; cytoplasm
Molecular function (GO): phosphatidylinositol-3-phosphate phosphatase activity
Source: RefSeq, a predicted model, not a curated record